AUGAUUUUUAUACUUCUUGCUUUUUGGUGGCAUAUCAAUAAUUGUGCACGCUAUAUAAGAUCACUUGUUCAUGAAAAAAAUGAAAACACAAGACAAGAAAAAUAUAAAUUUCAAGGUUCAACAACCUAUCCUUGUUACUGUUUACCUGGCAAGUUCAUUCGUCGUUUGCCUACUGAAAGCAUUAUAAAAAUUUUUUUCAUAUCCAUUCAUUUUACAAUCGAAGCUCACGAUGGCUAUAGCAGUCAACCAAGACCUCAUAUUGGAACUGCGAAUGCCAAUCAUAUGGCUAUGCUUUUUGGAUUUUUUCUUGGUUCUUGCGUUGAAAUUUUAGUUCAUUAUAAAGUUCCAUUACCAAAACGUAUCAACCAAGUUAUGGGAGUUCUAGCUUUUGCUAUAGAAGGUCUUAUGUUCCUAUUUCAUUUACAUGCGCGAGGUAUCGUAGAUAUACAUAUCCAUCAAUUACUUGUUGUAACAAUAGCUUGUUCAGCAAUUAGUAGUAUUGGAGAAUGUUUUGAUCCAAAUAAUUUUUGGUUUAUUGUACUACGAAGCUUUUUUGUUCUAACACAAGGUACAUGGUUUAUUCAAGCAGCAUAUGUUCUUUUCCCUCAAACAACCAAUCCAUCUUUUGUUUGGAAUGAUUCACAUGAAUCUGUUUCACUAUUAACAAUGUGUUAUGCUUAUCAUUUAGCUGGAAAUGCAUUUUUACUUAUUGUUGUAUAUUUAUUAGUUUAUCUGUUUGUAUCAUGUACAAGUAAAUUAAAUUAUAAUCAAAUCCAAGAUGAUGAACCUUUUGAUGGAUACAAAUUAAUUGUUAAUGGAAAUGAUGAAGAAAAUGGACUUUAA
Molecule: messenger RNA, 843 nt
Organism: Rotaria sp. Silwood1
Lineage: Eukaryota; Metazoa; Rotifera; Eurotatoria; Philodinida; Philodinidae
Source: the annotation of a GenBank genome assembly